This is a messenger RNA of Orycteropus afer afer, 1551 nucleotides long. Its product is annotated as phosphatidylinositol 3-kinase regulatory subunit gamma. NCBI's taxonomy places the organism in Eukaryota, Metazoa, Chordata, Mammalia, Tubulidentata, Orycteropodidae. Gene Ontology annotation, biological process: insulin receptor signaling pathway; phosphatidylinositol phosphate biosynthetic process. The record is from RefSeq and is a predicted model, not a curated record. Gene Ontology annotation, molecular function: 1-phosphatidylinositol-3-kinase regulator activity. Gene Ontology annotation, cellular component: phosphatidylinositol 3-kinase complex.
UCCCAAUCCCAUGGGGCCCUCUCAUCCUAUCCGUGCCCCUCGGCCCCCGGGCCUGAGUUCUCCCUACCGCAGGCCAGGUGCACGCCGACCAGGGACCCGGUUCCCCAGGAUGUUCAAGUGUAGUCGCAGAAGGCACCGGCAAAACCCCCAAAGCCCAGCUGCCACCAUUGCAGCCAUCAAUCUUGGCACCAUGGCCGCUGAUAUCAACACCAACACCCACACUGCCACUACCAGCGUGUGGAUCCUCCCACCUCGAGCUCUUCCACCAAAGCCGUCUAAGCCAAUGACUUCAGCAGUUACAAAUGGAAUGAAAGACAGUUCUGCUUCUUCUCUUCAGGAUGCAGAAUGGUAUUGGGGGGAUAUUUCAAGGGAAGAAGUAAAUGACAAAUUACGGGACAUGCCAGAUGGUACCUUCCUGGUCCGAGAUGCCUCAACAAAAAUGCAGGGAGACUAUACUUUGACUUUGCGGAAAGGAGGCAAUAAUAAAUUAAUAAAGAUCUAUCAUCGGGAUGGUAAAUAUGGCUUUUCUGAUCCUCUGACAUUUAAUUCUGUGGUGGAGCUCAUUAACCACUAUCAUCAUGAAUCUCUUGCUCAGUACAAUCCCAAACUUGAUGUGAAGCUGAUGUACCCAGUGUCCAGAUACCAACAGGAUCAGUUGGUGAAAGAAGAUAACAUUGAUGCAGUAGGUAAAAAACUGCAAGAAUACCACUCUCAGUAUCAGGAAAAGAGUAAAGAGUAUGACAGGCUUUAUGAGGAAUAUACCAGGACAUCCCAGGAAAUACAGAUGAAGAGGACUGCAAUUGAAGCUUUUAAUGAAACAAUUAAAAUAUUUGAGGAACAAUGUCAUACACAAGAACAGCAUAGCAAAGAAUAUAUCGAGCGAUUUCGUAGAGAGGGGAAUGAAAAGGAGAUUGAACGAAUUAUGAUGAAUUAUGACAAAUUGAAAUCACGUCUGGGUGAGAUUCAUGAUAGUAAAAUGCGUCUAGAGCAAGAUUUGAAGAAACAAGCUUUGGACAACCGGGAAAUAGAUAAAAAAAUGAAUAGUAUCAAACCUGACCUGAUCCAGCUGCGCAAGAUUCGAGAUCAGCACCUUGUAUGGCUCAAUCAUAAAGGAGUGAGACAGAAGCGUCUGAAUGCCUGGCUAGGCAUCAAGAAUGAGGAUGUCGAUGAGACAUAUUUUAUGAAUGAGGAAGAUGAAAACCUGCCCCAUUAUGAUGAGAAAACCUGGUUUGUUGAGGAUAUCAAUCGAGUACAAGCAGAAGACCUGCUUUAUGGAAAACCUGAUGGUGCAUUCUUAAUUCGAGAGAGUAGCAAGAAAGGAUGCUAUGCUUGCUCUGUGGUUGCUGAUGGGGAAGUGAAGCACUGUGUGAUCUACAGCACUGCGCGGGGCUAUGGCUUUGCGGAGCCCUACAACCUGUACAGCUCACUGAAGGAGCUGGUGCUCCAUUACCAGCAGACAUCCCUCGUUCAGCACAACGACUCCCUCAACGUCAGGCUUGCCUAUCCUGUCCACGCACAGAUGCCCUCACUCUGCAGAUAAAGAGCGGGUGG